Molecule: messenger RNA, 1539 nt
Organism: Medicago truncatula (barrel medic)
Lineage: Eukaryota; Viridiplantae; Streptophyta; Magnoliopsida; Fabales; Fabaceae
Product: alkane hydroxylase MAH1
Exons: 1
Coding region: 1-1539 (512 amino acids)
Molecular function (GO): oxidoreductase activity, acting on paired donors, with incorporation or reduction of molecular oxygen; monooxygenase activity; iron ion binding
Source: RefSeq, a predicted model, not a curated record
AUGACUUUGUUUCAGUAUAUUACAUUAUUUGUAGCAAUUCUACUAGUCAUAUUUUACUAUAUAUGGAGACGCAACCAAAAUGUACUUGUAACAAAUUGGCCAAUAAUUGGCAUGCUACCAUUCGUUUUGCAUAAUCAAUCCAAUCUUCAUGAUUUUGUAACUUUAGGAUUGAAACUUUGUAGAGGCACUUUUCAUUUUAAAGGACCUUGGUUCACAAACAUUGCCAAUUUUAUCCUCACCAGUGAUCAUUUGAAUGUGCAUCACAUCACUAGCAAGAAUUUUAGCAACUAUGGGAAAGGAACUGAUUUCCAUGAAAUUUUUGAUGUUUUAGGUGUUGGUAUUUUAAAUUUGGAUUUCGAAGAAUGGAAACAAGAGAGGACACUACUUCAUUCAUUGCUCAAAGGGAAAAGUUUUGAGAUAUCCUUUCAACAAAACAUUCAAAAGAAGCUAGAGAAUUUCCUAUUACGAUUUCUUGAUCAUGCAUCCAAAAGUGUACAGGUACUUGAUUUACAAGAUAUUCUUGAGAGGUUUACCUUUGAUAUUACAUGCAUUUUGUUGUUUGGAUUUGAUCCUAGGUUCCUUCCUUACAAGUUCAAUGAAUUACCAGAGAUUGCUCAUGUAAAAGCUAUUUCGAUUAUUGAGGAUACAAUAUUGUCUAGGCACUAUAUUCCAAAAUACUUUUGGAAGUUACAAAAAUGGCUACAAAUUGGUCAAGAGAAGAAGUACAAGGUAGCUCAAGAAAAUCUUCACCAAUUCUUGUCCAAAUGUAUAACUUAUUAUUCCAAAGGUGAUGAAGAGAGAAGAAGAUUGCGAAACGGUGAAGAUUUUGAUGAAAGCCAUUUUUACUUGCUAAAGGCACUGAUGAAGGAAGGCUUGGGAAAUGAGGAAAUGGUUGAAAUUGAUAAGUAUAUUAGAGACACUGCAUUCAAUCUCUUAGCUGCAGGAAGUGGAACAGUUAGUUCAGGUCUAAGUUGGUUCUCUUGGCUUGUUUCAACUCAUUUCAUAGUGGAAGCUAAAAUAAUUCAAGAGAUAAAAGAUAAUUGUCUAUCACAUGAGGAUAAUUUGGUCACUAAUUUAAGAGUUGAAAAGCUUAAUAAACUAGUGUACCUUCAUGGAGCUAUAUGUGAAGCAUUGAGGCUUUAUCCUCCUGUACCAUUUCAGCACAAGUGUGCAAUCAAAGCUGAUAUACUACCUAGUGGAGAUUAUGUUAAACCAAAUACUAAGUUAAUAUACUCUUUGUAUGCAAUGGGAAGGAUGAAACAAAUAUGGGGUAAGGAUCGCUUCGAAUUUAAGCCCGAGAGAUGGAUAUCAGAUAAAGGACAUAUUUUGCAUGUACCAUCUUGCAAGUUCAUAGCAUUUAAUGCAGGUCCUCGAAGUUGUCUUGGGAAAGAUAUUAGCAUUGUUCAAAUGAAAAUGGUUGCAGCUGCUAUGUUAUGGAAGUUUCACAUACAAGUUGUGGAAGGUCAUUCUGUAACUCCAAGAGUUUCUAUUGUUCUCCGCAUGGAACAUGGAUUCAAAGUCAAAGUUAGUAAAAGAUGA